GGUAGUGAUAUAUUUGACGAUCCAUUUAUCCUCGCAACUCAAGCCACCCAAGUCUAUUAUGUACAAGAUUCUAUAGAGAAGGAUUGGUACGCCGUGGUUCAUCCACCUACAAGAGACUUCUUUGAUAUGGAUGCUAGAAGUGAUGGGAAUGAUGAAUAUUAGGCUAGGACCAGGAAAUAUGAUGACUUCGGGGUCAAGAUCUGAUGCAUUCAAUGAGUCCCAUGUAUCUAACCAUGAACGAAGAUUGAAUGAGCUGAAUUAUAGAGUCAGAGAAGUUAAUCUACCACAAAUGGAAUGCAUCAAUAUUAUCAAACAAAUUAAAACAAAAGCUUCAAAUAGGGAUAAAUUAAAACACUUCACUAUGAAUUCUAGAGCCGAAGAACAUGAUGACUUAAGGAGCCAUGAGGGAAGUGGUGAUGAAACUGAAUCAGAAGAUGGAGAAGAUGACGUUGAACACGGUGAUGAAACUGAAUCAGAAGAUGGAGAAGAAGAUGAACAUGAACAAGAAGAGGAAGUUAGACAAGAACAUCAACAAACUCAUGGUUAGUUCUGAGGGUAUAAAAGAAUUUACAUGUGCUUGUUAUGC
Messenger RNA from Hordeum vulgare subsp. vulgare (domesticated barley), 586 nucleotides. RefSeq names its product histone acetyltransferase GCN5-like. The transcript has 3 exons. Bases 131 to 547 code for a protein of 138 amino acids. The record is from RefSeq and is a predicted model, not a curated record. Lineage: Eukaryota; Viridiplantae; Streptophyta; Magnoliopsida; Poales; Poaceae.